UAGUUAGGGAAGAGGGAAAGGGAGGAGGGCAGGCCACUAUAGGCUCUCUCUCUUCAUGUAUCAUCAUUGAUCAUUUAUUCAUUCAUUCAAUAUUGCGGCAUCCCCCUCUAAUUUUCAACUCUUGUUUGGUGGAGAGGAACGGAAAAUAGAGGAAAGCGGGAAAAAGAAAGGGGAGGAGAGAAAGGGGAAGAGGAAGAAGAGAGAUAGGGAAAUAGAGAGAGGGAGAGAAAGAGAAACGUGAAGGAAUUUGAGGCAGAGGAGGUUACAGCCGCUGCGUAUGUAAUGUUGGAGAAGAUUGACAGUAUUUUUUUCCAAUUGUCCAAAUAGUUAUUAGAAGGAUAAUAUGAGGAUUAAAAAAUAUUACAACCGCAGACUUCAACGGAAGACUAACGGAAGGGGUCUUCGUCUCACGGUUAUAGGGUCUCUGUAAUUUGCCCUAAAUUCAACCUAAACUCUUCUCUUAUCUCCCCUGUUCGAAAGAAACCGGCGAGCGGCGGCGAUCUCCUCCCAAACCUCUGACCAUUCUCUCUCCUUCUCUCUUCCUUCUCUCUUCCUUCUUCUUUCCUCUUCUUCUUCCACCGAACCAUUCUAAUCGCCAUUUUUUACUGUUCAUCGCCUUUGAUCUAGAGAACCAGCGGCAGUCAACUUCAGGCCAACAUACGACUCCAUUCCGCUGAGCCCUUUUCCGUGAGUUUUACCUUGUGCCGGAGUGGACAAUGCAACCUCUGUAACCGGGUUUUAGGGACGAUAGCAGGAUUACCGCCUAAGGGUUUCGAAUGGAUUUAUUUUAGUUGUUCAUUUUUCUUUUUUAUUUGGUGAUGUUGAUGAUAAUGGCUCUAUCGCUCAUGUUGAUCAUUGCAAUUGCCGUGAUUUGAGAUCGAUCUGAAGGAACUAGCUAUGGCUCUAUUGUCCCUCCGGCUUCGUGGAUCAUUAUUCCUCUCAUCGUCUCUUUUCAGCCACCGUCGUCUCUCUCGUCCAGACAUGACUAUAUUCGAGGGUUGCUAUUACAAUCAUUGGCUUAUCACCAUGGAGUUGCCCAAUGAUUCCAAACCUACUCCUGAAGUGAUGGCCGAGACCUAUGUUCAAGCCCCAGCAAAAGUUAUUGGGAGUUUGAAUGAUGUUUUAUGCAAGGUCUUCUAUCAAAACCAUGGUCUUUGGUCAUCCUAUGAGAACAGAAGAUUUUCCUGUGUUGGACAUCGUUGCAUUCAUUCAGGUAAGCUGAACAUGGAUAAAGAAGUUGUAGGGCCUAAAGAGCAUUGCGAAGCUGGGGCAAUUGUUGAUGGUAAUAGUAAUGCAAAAGUGAAGAGGAAAAAGCUGAAGGGAAAAAGAGCAGUUGUAAGAUGGCUCAAAUACUUCAGAUGGAAGAAAAAGAAAGAGUAUGAACGGAUGACAGUAGAAGAAAAGAUUCUGUAUAAAUUAGGAAAGGCUCAAAAGAAAGAGGCUAGACUCAUGGAAGCUCUAAAAAAGAUCGAACCCCAGGAGUCAUCGGAAGCAACCCAUGAUCCAGAAAUAUUAACACCAGAGGAACACUUCUAUUUCUUAAAGAUGGGUCUUAAAUGCAAGAAUUAUGUACCCAUUGGAAGGCGUGGAAUCUUCCAAGGUGUAAUCCUUAACAUGCAUUUACAUUGGAAAAAGCACCAGACUCUGAAAGUGAUAGUGAAGACAUUUACACCAGAGGAGGUGAAAGAGAUUGCAGCUGAGCUGGCAAGAUUAAGUGGAGGAAUUGUGCUUGACAUACAUGAAGAGAACACAAUAAUCAUGUAUAGAGGGAAGAACUACUCACAACCACCAACAGAGAUAAUGUCACCUAGGAUCACUCUCUCUCGGAAGAAGGCUUUGGACAAGUCCAAAUAUAGAGAUGGUCUCCGUGCGGUUCGAAAGUUCAUUCCAAGGCUUCAACAAGACCUGGAGUUACUUCAAGUAAAGGCCAGAAUGAAUCAUGAGAAUGGAACUGAUGUUGUAAAUGAAAGCAUUGGGACCGUGAUUGACAAAAAUAACCAUGAACCCACUUCAGACUGGCAGCCAGAGAGUUCAGAUAAAUUGAGAGAAUUACUGGAUGGAAAUGAUGACUUCUCUGAGGAUGAUUCCUCGAUGGAAUCUGAUAAAAUGUCAGAUUCUGAAGCUUUGUCAGAUAUUUUUGAGACUGAUUCGGACGAACAGGCGGAUGAGGAGGCAGAACGUUCUCUAUACUUGGAUGAAUUUGAUAAAUUUCCGAUAGAAAGCAAUGGAGAACCAGAGGAUUUUGAGGAUCACCUGCGUCAAAUUUCUUUGAACUCCAGGAAAGAUGAUUCAUUGGGGAAGGAUGAAGGAUUGCCAGACCUUGAUGAGGUUGACAGGAUAUUCUUGCGUGCAGGAUCAUUGUUAAGAAAAAAGAGGAAAUAGACAAACAGCUAAACUAGGAAAUGAUAAUGUUAUAAUCUUGAAAAUCAGCUUAUUUAUUAAUUUUAUUUUUUCUAUGGUCAAUGUAUCACCAUUACCAUUACACAAGCCUUAUCCCAAGUUCUCAACUUUUUGGGGUUGACUUUCUUAUUUUUGAAUGUUGGAUAAUUUCUAAAACUCCAUAAUGCCGUUAUAUUGUAUUAUGGAACUAUUUAUCCUUGUAUUUUUAUGGUAUAACCGAUGAUUGUGCUCUUCAACGAGCUUAUUUAGCACCGGCGAAACGGCUUUAACUAA
Molecule: messenger RNA, 2673 nt
Organism: Nelumbo nucifera (sacred lotus)
Lineage: Eukaryota; Viridiplantae; Streptophyta; Magnoliopsida; Proteales; Nelumbonaceae
Product: putative CRM domain-containing protein At3g25440, chloroplastic
Molecular function (GO): RNA binding
Source: RefSeq, a predicted model, not a curated record